UUGAACAGACAACGCCUAAUAUCCCUCCAUCGUUGUCCAUAUUUGUCCGGUAGAGGCAGAUAUACUGAAAUAGUGUUGUUUUCUGAUUCAGUGCCUGUGAUUUGUUCUCCUGUGUGUCUGGGAGAAUGGGCUUCUUGUAUAACGGAAACUUUGUUGUUUUCUUUCUUUUUUCAAACAGUGACUUGGCCCCUCCCACUCCUCGCUUCUACGUCACACCCUCCUUCGUCCAAUCACGAUCCUCCCCUCACAUUUUGCCCCUUCCACCCUAUAAGAGCUCCAAAAGUUCGUCCUGGUCCGAGCAAGAAAAAAAACCCCACCGUGGCGCACGGGGCCACAGCGCGAGCCCUGCGCGAGACCCUCAAAAAGCUUCUGCACCAAGGGGACACCCGGACCGCCAAGCCCCUCCAUCCCCCCCACCCUGUUGCCCCAGCCCGCGAUGUUCGACGAAGAGACGACGGCGCGCGAGGAGUCGAGUUCUCCAGCAUCGCCCGUGGACAGCCUUGGCAACAGCGAGGAGGAGACUGACGUGAGGCAACCGAAGCGCGGGGGCGCGCGGAAGAGGCGCGCGAGCGCGAGAAGCAGCGGCAGUCCGGCUGCGCCGGGCAAGCGGGGCAAACGAAGCGGAGGAAGCGCGAGCGGAGGCGGCAGCAGCCCGCAGUCCUUCGAGGAGCUGCAGACCCAGCGAGUGAUGGCCAACGUGCGCGAGCGGCAGCGCACGCAGUCGCUGAACGAGGCGUUCGCCUCGCUGCGCAAGAUCAUCCCCACGCUGCCCUCGGACAAGCUGAGCAAGAUCCAGACGCUCAAGCUCGCCGCGCGCUACAUCACCUUCCUCUGCCAGGUGCUGCAGAGCGACGAGCUCGACUCCAAGGUGGCCAGCUGCAGCUACGUGGCGCACGAGCGCCUCAGCUACGCCUUCUCCGUGUGGCGCAUGGAGGGCGCGUGGUCCUUGUCAACAUCGCACUAGCGGCGAUCGCGUGGACCCAAGUCGGGGGAGGGGGGGGGGGGUUGAAGGGAAGAACAUGAUAUCCAGCUUUGAGGAGCAGCAGGAGCGCAGGACGGAGGAGCCAGAGCGCAGCGCGCUGUGCAGACGGAGCACACUUGGAUUAUAAAAAGCAAAAAUGGGGAGAUUUCUGUGUUUGGAGGCUCUCUCGCCGGGGAGGAGCGUGGCGAGCGCUCGGGGCGGUCAGGAGACUACAGUGCACGAGGAACUUGCGCACACAACUGGCCCAGGCUGCGAGUCUCUGACGGCCAGUGUAGGAGCUGUGUGCUGUCUGCUGACGGACGGACCAUGUUGUCCAAAUCCCUGGACAGAAACAAGCAGACUGCAAGCAGCAGGACACGCUCGUGGAAUUUAUUUCAUGGGAGAACGACACUCGGCUCGUAUCUGUGUACUUUUUCCUUCUAUUUGUUUCCACUCUGGUCCUUGAAAUGUUUAUUUAUUUAUUGAUACUUGUCAUAAAGCAGGACUGGAUCUGGUGUCUUCAUGCCACUUCUGUGUUUCAUGUUGUAAAUAUGCGUUUAUAUUUUUUUCUGCAAUAAAACUGGUUUGAAUAUAAAGUA
Messenger RNA from Pygocentrus nattereri (red-bellied piranha), 1560 nucleotides. RefSeq names its product twist family bHLH transcription factor 1a (gene twist1a). Gene Ontology annotation, biological process: regulation of transcription by RNA polymerase II; developmental process. The transcript has 2 exons. The record is from RefSeq and is a predicted model, not a curated record. Gene Ontology annotation, molecular function: DNA-binding transcription factor activity, RNA polymerase II-specific; RNA polymerase II transcription regulatory region sequence-specific DNA binding; protein dimerization activity. Bases 437 to 964 code for a protein of 175 amino acids. NCBI's taxonomy places the organism in Eukaryota, Metazoa, Chordata, Actinopteri, Characiformes, Serrasalmidae.